AUGGGUGUUUUUGAUGUUCAUUCAAAACAAGAUUUGGUUACCAAAUUAGUUAGUGAAUGUAAGAAUAAGAAGGAAUUGUUUGUAAUUUAUUUUAAAAAAAAUGGUUAUGAAUUUGGAGAAGAAUUUAGACAACAAUAG
Molecule: messenger RNA, 138 nt
Organism: Cetraspora pellucida
Lineage: Eukaryota; Fungi; Glomeromycota; Glomeromycetes; Diversisporales; Gigasporaceae
Source: the annotation of a GenBank genome assembly